AUGGAAAACUUCCAAACCACUUUCAACUCCAACACCACGUCAGCCAAUGAAGCUUUAAAGAGUCUGGGCUCUCUCUUCAAAACUGAGAAGACAAAACUACAAGAGAUUCGCACUGGUCUGAAAACUGACCAUGAAACAUUUCAAGCCACUAUCUCCUCUCAAAUUUCACAUCUUAAAGACGAACUGAUAAAAGAGAGUAACAUCAAGGACUCUCUCGCACUCAAGUCAGAAGAAGCAAAAGUGUUAAGUGCCAAACUGGAAGCUUCAGAGAAACAGAUUAGAGGGUGUUCCGGAAUCUAG
This is a messenger RNA of Lactuca virosa, 300 nucleotides long. Lineage: Eukaryota; Viridiplantae; Streptophyta; Magnoliopsida; Asterales; Asteraceae. The record is from the annotation of a GenBank genome assembly.